AUGAACGUUUAUCACUAUGGUGACAGUGGCCGUGAAGUUCCAGUUAUUCUUAAAAGAAUCUGCUUUGGAAUCCUGUCUCGAUUUCUCUGUAUUUCUAUUUCUGUAAAAGAAAACCCAAAGCAAAGGGAUCCAGAUGUCCAGCAAGGACAUGACUACAGGGCAGAUGGAACAGACGAAAGUUCUCUCAGGCACCGCUUCAAUGGAACACAUGAACUUGAUGCAGAACGACACUCACCUGAUAGAAAAAAAGACCUUGUCUUACUUGAAGAAAUGUUGCAGGUGGUUCUGAGAAGAAUCAUCCAGGAAAAUGAUAUGCGUGUCCAGGAGGAACAACGUUCUGAUUCCCUGAAACGUGAAUGGAAAGAGCUAGCUUGUGUCCUCGAUAGACUGUUUCUAGUCAUUUUCUUAAUAAUUUAUGCUUGUUUGACAAUGUCCUUAUUUAUUUUAGAUCAAAAUUGA
Saccostrea echinata is the source of this 459-nucleotide messenger RNA. Its product is annotated as acetylcholine receptor subunit beta-like. NCBI's taxonomy places the organism in Eukaryota, Metazoa, Mollusca, Bivalvia, Ostreida, Ostreidae. Gene Ontology annotation, cellular component: membrane. The coding region runs from base 1 to 459 and encodes 152 amino acids. The transcript has 2 exons. Gene Ontology annotation, biological process: monoatomic ion transport. The record is from RefSeq and is a predicted model, not a curated record.